CCUAGCCCUCCACGAGGUUAGAUUAGAUAGAUCGUUUGCACCUUUAUUGUAUAAAGUUAAAUAUUAAACUUAUUGGGUUCAUCUACAAGUUACUCCUCAAAGCUAUCUGGUCCUUUCAAUCCAAAUGCUUAACCUAACCAAAGCUCCUUAUAAAUAAAAAUAAAUUAUUUAAAAAUAAAUCGCCGCGCAUUUUAUCAUAAUAUUUGAUAAGAACAAUAUUGAUAACAAAAACUAAAAAUUAUAAAGCCAUGGAACCGGAGAUUUUUUCUGUCAAGAUCAUUCGUUUGGCGACUGGCGUCUGUGUCUGGUGUGUGACCUACAUUGUUCAUUAUUUUUUGAAGGAGCCGUAUUCUCUUCGUCAUAGACGUCAACACCGUUCAUCUGUUUUGCAAUGAUUUUUCACACAUCAAAAAUGGCUGAAAACAAAGGAGAUGCCCAUGAAAUUAAAAUUACAGUUAAUGUUCUUGGCAUAGAUAAUAAUAUUAUCCAAUUUAGUAUCAAGAAACAUUGUCAUUUACAAAAGCUCAUGGAUGCUUACUACAUAAGAUCUGGUUUAGAUGAGGCAUCAAUAACAUUCCAAAUUGAUGGAAAACGAAUUCAUGGAAUAAAUACUCUACAAGACGCAGGGAUAAAGAAUAAUGACACAAUUGAAGUAUACCAACAGCAGUUUGGUGGAGGCCUUUAUUUGAACUAUUAUUAACUACUUAUUAUUUGACAUAAUCAAAAAAUGUUUAAAAUAAUCAAUUAAUAUGAUAUCAAGAACUACAUUUAAUAGAUACAUUAAUUGAUGUGUGUAGAACAUUAUAUAUAAAAUAUGUACUGUAAAACUUAAUUUGUAAACAAAUUUAUUCAUACUAUUAAUAUUUUUUUCAUA
Messenger RNA from Rhopalosiphum maidis (corn leaf aphid), 874 nucleotides. RefSeq names its product small ubiquitin-related modifier 3-like. The transcript has 3 exons. Gene Ontology annotation, cellular component: nucleus. The coding region runs from base 392 to 700 and encodes 102 amino acids. The record is from RefSeq and is a predicted model, not a curated record. NCBI's taxonomy places the organism in Eukaryota, Metazoa, Arthropoda, Insecta, Hemiptera, Aphididae. Gene Ontology annotation, molecular function: ubiquitin-like protein ligase binding; protein tag activity. Gene Ontology annotation, biological process: protein sumoylation.